AUGUGCGGGCGGGACCGUAAUCAAGCCGCAACAAUCUCUAGCACUAGCAUUAAUGCAUGUCACCUUACUGAUCUUGACACAUUUCCACCCGACGAGCAUUAUACUCCCGCCGAUUCUUGUUCUAGACCUGGAUUGCCCCGUCUUGGCUCUUGUUCCAAGACUCACUUAUUACAAUCUCCUCGUACCCCACCGCUUUUUGAGUCUAUUGAUAAUUCUACUCAACCGGACAAAUUGCUUGACUUAUGCAACAAUUCCUCCCCUGGCUCAGACUCAGACUCAGACUCAGACAAUCCAUGCCUUACCACGUGCAGUCCUUGCUUGGAUGUUGAUUAUUUUGGCAAAUAUCUCAUGAAUCUAUCUGUUUCUGGAGCAACUAGGCCUGCCCCGCUUCCCCUUGGCAACAAUCCCCUUCCUUCUGACGCCAAAGAACCCCAUCAUGACAAUUCAUACAUAGAAGACAACGACAAUGCUUAUCCUUACCCAGACGAUCCAGACAAUCCAGACAAUCCAGACAACGCCAAGGGAGUGCUCGUGGAGGAACCGCUGAUCCGUGUCCCACCGGAUGAUGCCAAGGGGCCUCCCAAGCCUCCUGGCAAUGAUGGAGGAGCCGGCAUGCCUCUAUUUGAUGCUCACCCAACGCUACGGAACAUUUACUUGCGCACUUGGGCUCAGUACGCGUUCAACCAUGCAACACAAGACUCUGUUCAAUUGAUACUGGAGUCCCACAAAUUGGCCCUUAUGGCCAAUGCACAAUACCUCCCUCAGCUGCUUGUUGAAGAGAUUCAACAAAUGCCUCUUACUCUACGGUCGCUUGAGCGCCGGCUUGGAAUGGACCACUCGGAACUAAUCAGAAUCUAUCCUGUGUGCCCCGAGCCCACAUGCGGCAGACAAUACACCAUGGAGCAACUUUACCAGCUCCCCAAUCCCCAGUGCACUUGGAACGUUGGAGAACAAUGCCUUGGUAUUCUAUACACGGAGCGCUUACUUGCCAACGGUACUAUCAAGCGUAGCCCCUCUAAAUCAUUUCCUUACAUUCCUCUCCCUGCUGCUCUUGGUUGUCUAUUGUCCCGCCCCGGUAUGUCCAAGCUUUGUCAACAUUGGCGUAACAACAACAAUCCCAACGAUGAGCCAACUGAGAACCCAACAAGGCCUCAGGAUCCUGUGGAGUGGUUCAACAACAUGCCAGUCAACCAACAAUUUUCGGACAUCAGCAAGGGCUGGGGUUGGCGGGCGCAUGCAACGGGACUCACCCAACAAUUUAUUAAUGGCAACCUUACACUUAAUGCCAAUGGAUACCAGGCAAACAAAGGCGAUUACACUGCCGCUACUACAGGCAUUGAGUUGCCGGUGCACAAUGCUGAGACGGGGGAAAUUCAAGACCAAUGCGUUUACGCAAACUUAUCCGUCCUUGUGGUCGAUUGGAUCGCGCGCAUCAAGUGUAUAGGUCAUGUUGGCGCUACUUCCAAAGAAAACCACUGCCCGUAUUGCAAGCUACGGGCCUGUUUGCUGUCGACCGAGCAAGGCUAUGACCAUGAAGUUUAUGAUCUUUGCAAGCCUCACAAGCAUUUACAGCAUAAGCACCGCUGGCUCUGUGCGGAAUGGUGUCGUGCACCACUGUAA
Rhizoctonia solani is the source of this 1620-nucleotide messenger RNA. Its product is annotated as Retrotransposon-derived protein PEG10. The record is from RefSeq and is a predicted model, not a curated record. The coding region runs from base 1 to 1620 and encodes 539 amino acids. Lineage: Eukaryota; Fungi; Basidiomycota; Agaricomycetes; Cantharellales; Ceratobasidiaceae. The transcript has 6 exons.